Daphnia pulicaria is the source of this 2832-nucleotide messenger RNA. RefSeq names its product vesicle-fusing ATPase 1-like. The transcript has 17 exons. The coding region runs from base 405 to 2642 and encodes 745 amino acids. Gene Ontology annotation, molecular function: ATP hydrolysis activity; ATP binding. Gene Ontology annotation, biological process: intra-Golgi vesicle-mediated transport; SNARE complex disassembly; Golgi to plasma membrane protein transport. Gene Ontology annotation, cellular component: Golgi stack. The record is from RefSeq and is a predicted model, not a curated record. Lineage: Eukaryota; Metazoa; Arthropoda; Branchiopoda; Diplostraca; Daphniidae.
ACUGUAAUGUCACAAAUCUAGUGAAUCCAGGCAUUGUGUUCUCGCCUCCCGAGUGAUGACCUCUGGUGAGUUCUCAUUGAACCUAGAUUCCCAAUUGGUAAUCAGGCGCUUCAGAAAUUCAGUACCUGAAGAGAUGCUUGAUCUAAAGUCAAGCUAGAGUGACAUUCUUUUUUGGAUAGUUUUUUGAAGUUGUUGCUGUUUUGGUUUUUGGAACAAACAAAACUUGUGUUACUAGACUUGCACAUUUUGUGUUCUACGCUAGUACACUGUGGCAAUUGCACUCUGUCUCCUAUUUCCGUCUUCAUUGGGCAUUUGGACUCUCUAAAAAAAGCUGGUUGUAACGGGUUAGAGAGUUUCCUUUGACUGGUUGGAAAUCUACUUCUACAAUCUACAAUAGCUGAGAGAUGUCCAACUUGAUGCUAGAUUCGAAGAUGAAAGCGGUAAAAUGCCCUAGUACGGAAGAGCUCACCAACUGCGCCGUGGUAAAUCCUCAGGACUUACCCGACUCCAUCAAGCAUAUCGUAGUGACCACUUCAAAGGGACAGUUUGUCUUCACCGUCAAGAGCCAUCAGGAUGUUAUUCCUUCAACCAUUGGGUUCAGUAGAUUUCAGCGCAAGUGGGCGACCCUUUCUAUUGGACAAGACAUCGACGUUCGCGCAUAUCAAUUCGAUAAAAAAUUCGAACAAACACUGGCAAAAAUUAUCCUCGAGGUGAAUUUCUACCAAAUGAAAAGCACAACGCUCGAGCCCUACGACAGCGAUGCUAUGGCGCGUGAGUUUUUGGAAAAGUUUCAUCAUCAAAGUUUCUCCGUUGGACAGCAACUUGGUUUUAAAUUCGAACAGUUACCACUUCUUAUUUUAAUUGUCAAGAAACUUGAGGGAGCGGAUAUUAACGCUAUAAAAUCUGGUGUCUCGUCAGCCAAGUCUCGUGAGCUCCGCAUCGGUCAAUACUUUUCAAAUACGAUUAUUGUCUUUGAUAAAUCAGAAGGAUCCUCAGUCAAUUUAGUUGGAAAGUCUAUGGGGAAAACAGUCCAUCAUUCCAUCAUCAAUCCUGAUUGGGAUUUUCAAAACAUGGGAGUUGGUGGUUUGGACACGGAAUUCAGCGCCAUAUUCCGUCGAGCGUUCGCCUCCCGUGUUUUCCCACCCGAGAUCGUGGAACAGCUUGGUUGCAAACACGUCAAAGGCAUACUUCUUUACGGCCCGCCCGGAACCGGAAAAACUCUGAUAGCGCGUCAGAUUGCAAAAAUGUUGAACACCCGCGAGCCCAAGAUUGUAAACGGACCAGAGAUCCUGAACAAAUAUGUGGGUGAAUCGGAGGCUAAUGUUCGGCGACUUUUUGCCGAGGCCGAAGAAGAGGAAAAAAGGUUGGGUCCCAACAGCGGGCUUCAUAUCAUCAUUUUUGACGAAAUAGAUGCCAUUUGCAAAUCUCGUGGCUCAGUGGCCGGAGCGUCGGGCGUUAACGACACCGUGUUAACCCAGCUCUUGGCUAAAAUCGAUGGAGUGGGACAAUUAAAUAACAUUCUCGUAAUUGGAAUGACAAACAGGAGGGACUUAAUUGAUGAAGCCCUUUUACGACCUGGCCGCAUGGAGGUUCAAAUGGAAAUUGGAAUGCCGAGCGAAACGGGUCGAUUCCAAAUUUUUAUUAUCCAUACUGCGCGCAUGCGAGAUAACAAGAGGAUGGCUGCUGAUGUUGACCUAGAGGAAUUGGCAGUGUUAACGAAGAACUUUAGCGGAGCAGAGAUUGAAGGGUUGGUUCGAGCCGCUCAGUCAACAGCGUUGAGUCGGUUGAUCAAAGCGUCAAACAAAGUGGAAAUUGACCCUGAAGCCGGUGAAAAGCUUAUGGUCGACCGUGGACAUUUUCUUCACGCUCUUGAAAAUGAUAUCAAACCUGCGUUUGGUACCAGCUCGGAAGCGUUGGAAUUGUACAUCGAUCGUGGAAUAAUCCACUGGGGAGAGCCAAUCAGGAGUUUGUUGGAGAAAGGAGUCAUUCUGACACAAAAGGCGCGAAGUGGUUUUGGCCUGGUUUCCGUCCUGUUGGAGGGUCCACCGAAUGCAGGCAAGACAGCACUCGCUGCUCAGUUGGCUAAAAAUUCAGAGUUUCCAUUUAUCAAAAUCUGCAGCCCCGACGACAUGAUUGGCUUCUCUGAAUCAGCCAAGGUUCUCCGAAUUCGCAAAUUUUUCGACGAUGCUUACCGCUCAGAAUUGAGUUGUAUUAUAGUUGAUGACAUCGAGCGACUGCUCGACUAUGGUGCGAUUGGUCCCCGUUAUUCCACUUUAGUUCUUCAAGCCCUGCUGGGUUUUCUUAAAAAGAAGCCCCCUAAAGGACGAAAGUUACUCGUGAUUUGCACGACCAGUCACAGACAAGUAUUGGAAGAACUGGAAAUGCUUUCCAUUUUUACUAAAAUCUUUCGUGUUCCUUACAUUUCAACAGUUGAGCAAUUAAUUGCGGUGUUGGAAGUGACGGGCGUAUUUUCCGAGAUUCAGAUCGUUGCUAUUGCGCAAAUAGUUGCUAGUAGAAGACUGUUUAUCGGAAUAAAAAAACUUCUGGAAACGAUUGAAAUUGCCGAAAAGUUCGAUGAGGAGCACCGCGUUUUAGAUUUCCUUAAAGAUUUGGAGGAGGACAAUUUUUUAUUUGACGCUUAGAUUAAAAAAAAAUUCCCUUUUUCUUUUUCCUCUUCUUUUUUAAAAUGUAACUCUUGCAGAAAUUAAUGUUGUAUGUUUAGAUCUCUUAUACCAUGUGAAUUCUGACCUUGGAAGCAGCUAGGAUUCCCUAAAAAACUGUCAUCUGUUAUCCUACUGGAACAGUUGAAAUAAAAACAUAACGGUAAUGAAA